CGCCCACCACUAGUCACGUGAGUCGCCAAAAUGGCGGCGCUCGGGCGGGAGGCUGGAGCCGACCGGAGGGCUGCAGAUGUGGUGCCGGCGGGAGCUCGGGAAGCGCCCAAGGACAUCAAGAUGCCAACAUACAUAUAUGGUCAGUCCAGUCCUUCUCUAGGAGAUGCAAAUCUCAGAAAACCAAUGGUCAUCGAAAUCAUAGAAAAAAAAUUUGAAUAUCUUAGACAAGAAAAGACUUUGAAUAUAUAUGGAACAGUGACCUUUGGAACAACAGCUGGUUUCUCUGGAAUAUUGGCAAACUUAAUUUUCAGACAUUGCUUCAAGGUUAAACAUGAUGCUUUGAAGACAUAUGCAUCAUUGACUACACUUCCAUUUUUGUCUACCAUAGUUUCUUGUGAGCUUCUUGUAAGACAUGCUUUGUAUUCAGGUAAUAUAAGCCGGGAAAAUUGUGUUCUGAGAAGUUCACUGAUUGGCAUAGUGUGUGGUGUUUUAUAUCCCAUUGCUUUAGCUUUUUCUAAAAAUGGACGUCUGGCAGUCAAGUAUCAUACUGUUCCACUGCCACCAAAAGGAAGGGUUUUACUUUAUUGGCUGCUGCUUUGUCAAACAGAGAUAAAAGCAAUGGUGAUUCCUCUUAUCCUUCAGACAGCCCUUGGAAUAUAUCAUGGUCUAGAGCAUUAUGCAAUAUUUGAAAGUACACUUGAGAAAACUGUACAUGAAGAUUAACCAAAGAAUGAAUGGAUACUAAAUCAGCAUAAUGGACUUUUUUAUGAUCAGGACUUAGGCACUGCUGAAAGAGUUAAAAGUAAUUCUGGAUAGAAAAUUUGUUUCUUUUCCUUUUGCCUGGUGUAUAGCAGGUGCUCAAUAAAUAUUCAGUAAUUAAAUAAAUGUAGGUUUCGUCUCUGUUUUGUCAUUGUAUGUGGAAAUGGAUUUGAGGCCUCAAGGUCUGAUCUAUACAUUUAUGUAUGUAUUCAUUCACAAACAUUUAUUGAGCACCUGCUAGGUCUCAGACAUUGUGUUACAUAUAGUAAGAAAUCGUCCUUACCCAGAAAGAACUCACAAUUAGAAAUGUGAACACAUAGCAUGAGAGGGUUUGAGAGAUACACACAUAAUUCUUUGGGCACACUGAGGGUGUGGCUGUUAACUACUUGUGCAGAAGGGAAAGCUAUGGGGGGGAAGGUGACAUUUGUCCUAGUUUUUGAAGGGGAAGUUGAAAGUUCACAAGAAAGCAAUAUAACAGCCCAUUCCUCUACUCUAAACUCUAAUUCAGUAUACUUACUAGCUCUUAUCAUUGACAAAUUACCUUCACUGUGCUAUUUAAAGAACAUUUAUUGAGUGCCUGUUUGCUAUGCAUUAAUAUAGGCACCAGGGGUAUGAAAAUUCAGUCACUGCCCUCAAGAAGCAUAAAAUCUAAAGAAAGAGAUCACAGCAUGCUUCUUUAAGUCUGCUAGAGCAUUCUUGAGCUACAUGUUUAGGGAAACAGGAGAGGAAAUGAAUGCUGUCUGAUGAAAAGAAUAAGACACAGAAUGGAACCCCGUUAACUCAUUCUCCUUGUCUUAAUCACAUUCAUCUUGAGAUUUAAAUUGGUCAUCUGAGGCCCCAAGCAACACAAAACAGAAAUGGAAGUCUUAACGAGGUGCUUUACAGCAUCAUAUAUAACAAACUGAAAUACAUACUCUUUUACUCAUAAAAAAAAAAUGGUUAGUAAGCCGUACAGCUUUGUAUUCUCAGAAUAAUUCAUGAUACUUGAAACUGAGGAAAGGGUAGGCAAUUGGGGGGAGAGAGGAAACCAAGUCAAAUAGAUAACAAG
Balaenoptera musculus (blue whale) is the source of this 1807-nucleotide messenger RNA. RefSeq names its product transmembrane protein 126B (gene TMEM126B). Lineage: Eukaryota; Metazoa; Chordata; Mammalia; Artiodactyla; Balaenopteridae. Gene Ontology annotation, biological process: mitochondrial respiratory chain complex I assembly. The transcript is spliced from 5 exons. The coding region runs from base 31 to 723 and encodes 230 amino acids. The record is from RefSeq and is a predicted model, not a curated record. Gene Ontology annotation, cellular component: mitochondrion.